UUAAGAAAACCAAGCUGACAGCCGUUCCGGUCCACGAGGCGGCGGUAAUGCAGCGGAAGCCGUUUGCAAACCACCAAACACCGAAGAAGAAACUGCCGCUUGAGCAUGCGCACUGCAAAUCUACGUCGGCAUGAUCAUAACGUCGUGAAGUAGAUAAUCAGGCAGGAUCUACGUUGGGAACCUUUUUAUUGUGGGUGAGGUGAACAGGUGUGGGUGUCUGUGUGAUUGAGCCCAUCACCACCACGCAAACAUGGAUUUCCAGCAUCGAGCUGGAGGGAAGACCGGGAGCGGCGGGGUGGCCUCUGCCUCUGAGAGUAACCGCGAUCGGCGAGAGCGGUUACGUCAGCUGGCCCUGGAGACCAUCGACAUCAACAAGGACCCCUAUUUUAUGAAGAAUCAUUUGGGAUCCUAUGAGUGUAAACUUUGUCUGACGCUUCAUAACAACGAGGGCAGCUACUUGGCUCACACACAAGGAAAGAAGCAUCAGACCAACUUAGCACGGAGAGCAGCCAAGGAGGCCAAAGAAGCUCCUGCUCAGCCAGCUCCAGCCAAAGUUAAAGUUGAAGUCAAGAAGUUUGUCAAAAUUGGUCGACCAGGAUACAAAGUAACCAAACAGAGGGACCCAGAGACCGGACAGCAGUCCUUACUUUUCCAGAUUGACUACCCAGAAAUCGCUGAGGGAAUCGGACCCAGGCAUCGUUUCAUGUCUGCGUAUGAACAGCGCAUCGAGCCGCCCGAUCGUCGCUGGCAGUAUCUGCUUCUGGCUGCAGAACCUUAUGAGACUAUUGCUUUUAAGGUCCCGAGUAGAGAAAUUGAUAAAGCAGAAAAUCGCUUCUGGACCCACUGGAACAGAGAAACUAAACAGUUCUUCCUUCAGUUCCACUUCAAAAUGGAGAAAGCUGCUCCUCAGUCCAGCGGUCCGCCACCUGCUGCAGGUGUGAAGCGCCCCCCUCCUCUCAUGAGCGGAGUCGGACCUCGCCCACCAAAUGAUUCUCUUCCCCCUCCCCCUCCAGGAGGGAUGUCAGUCCCCCCUCUACCACCUGGUGCCCCAGGUGCCCCCCACAUGCCCCCUCAGAUGCCCAUGCCCCCCAUGCCAAUGAGGCCACCUCCACCUGAGGGCAUCUCAUUAUCUAAUAAUUGAUCCUCUACCAGCGUUUCAUGAUCACCUCCUUCGGUGGUGUGCUGUCACUCUGCCGGUCUACAGUGUCUCCCUUCAGAUACAUUCAGGUUUUUUUUUUGUUAUUUCUACAAAUGAUGUCCACAUUUAGUAGACUUUUAUACAUUUGUUUGGUUUAUGCAAAUGUAUACGGCUGCCCGUUUGAUCACACUGUUUUGUAUAAAUACUUACAUCCUGGACAUGGAGCUAUGAUUGAACAUAGCUCAUCUUUUAAGAUGUUUUUGUAAUUAAAUUCUGUGGAGAAAAACAU
Molecule: messenger RNA, 1427 nt
Organism: Acanthopagrus latus (yellowfin seabream)
Lineage: Eukaryota; Metazoa; Chordata; Actinopteri; Spariformes; Sparidae
Gene: sf3a2
Product: splicing factor 3a, subunit 2
Exons: 8
Coding region: 251-1141 (296 amino acids)
Biological process (GO): spliceosomal complex assembly
Cellular component (GO): nucleus; catalytic step 2 spliceosome; U2-type prespliceosome
Molecular function (GO): zinc ion binding; nucleic acid binding
Source: RefSeq, a predicted model, not a curated record